Caenorhabditis sp. 36 PRJEB53466 is the source of this 772-nucleotide messenger RNA. The record is from the annotation of a GenBank genome assembly. NCBI's taxonomy places the organism in Eukaryota, Metazoa, Nematoda, Chromadorea, Rhabditida, Rhabditidae.
AUGACAAAAAGAAGUCAUCGUAACAAAUAUUGUCGGUAUAAAAGACAUUGGGUUUUUCCUAAAACCAUCACUCAUUUCAGUACAAUGGUCCACUACAAGCUGUCCUACCUUGAAUUGCGCGGAUUGGCCGAGCCGGCGCGUCAAAUUCUCGCCUACGCCGGAGAAGUUUUCGAGGAUGUCCGCAUCGAACGAAAGGAUUGGCCCGCCUUGAAAUCAAGUGAGUUUGGCCUUGUCAUCGUGUCAGUCAAACUUUUCAUAUUCAGAAAUGCCGUUCGGCACUGUGCCUGUGCUCCACGUCGACGGAAAGCCGCUCGGCCAAUCACACGCCAUCGCCCGCUACCUGGCCCGUCAAUUCGGACUCGCCGGACAGAAUGCGUGGGAGGAGGCGCAGGUGAACUCGAUCGCCGAUUUGGUCAAGGACUACCAGCUGGAGAUCCGUCCGUUCUUCCUCGUCAAAGCCGGAUUCGGCGACGGCGACGUCGAAAAACUCUACCGCGAAGGAUUCGUGCCCGCAUUCAAGAAGCACUACACCUUCCUGACCAACGCUCUGAAGGCGAACGGAAGCGGAUUCCUGGUGGGAGACUCGUUGACCUGGGUGGAUUUGGUGGUUGCUCAGCAAACUUCCGACGUGCUCGCGACCAAGAAUUCGUUGUUGGGAGGACGUGCUGAACUUCUGGACGAGUUCCCCGAGCUCAAGGAGCAUCAGAAGAAGAUUCACUCGAUUCCGAGAAUCGCCAAGUGGCUGCAGAUCCGUCCGGUUACACCUUUCUAA